Messenger RNA from Bombus pyrosoma, 1432 nucleotides. RefSeq lists its product as uncharacterized. The transcript has 5 exons. The record is from RefSeq and is a predicted model, not a curated record. The coding region runs from base 329 to 1432 and encodes 367 amino acids. Lineage: Eukaryota; Metazoa; Arthropoda; Insecta; Hymenoptera; Apidae.
UAGUGAAAAUGAUUUUUCGCCAUUAUGUGAAGAACAGAAAUUGCCUGUUUAUAAAAUUCUCGAGGAAAUAAAUGCAAGCAUCAUGUCAAUGAUUUUUAAUUUAUAAGAGGUACAUCAGCUUAUCUUAUUAGAAGAGUCCUGUGACUGUCUACAAACGAACAGAACCUAAAAAUUUCAUAGAUUACUAUAUAACUAAAUUUUUUAACAUACUAAGGUAAGUGAAACAUCAUCAAUGAAAUUAACAAUACGAAACAUUUUGAUGUGAUGUAGUUUAAGGUCGAGAAAAUUUUACCGCCGAUCGCUAGCACGUAAUAUUCGCUAUUAUGAUAUGCAGAAUAUUAGUUGCAAAAACGGCUUGAACAGGGGUACAGACGCGAAGAUUUUUCACUCAAGUAGACAAUGUCAAGUAGCCAGCGAGAAAUUAACAAGUUUAUAUCAACAAGUGGCAGACCUGAAGGAAACAGUUAUAUCAUUAGAAAACAUAAUACAAUUAAAGGAUGUUCAGUUGCAAAAUAUGCAACGAGAUAAUGAUCGACUAUCGGCCGAAUUGAAGAAACAACAAAGAUACGCGAGGAACCUGAAACAGCAGUUGGACGAUGAAAGAUUCCUCUAUCAGAGAGAGAAGGAUUUCUUUGACAGUGAAAUGCAACGACAAAAAGUACGAUGUAGUGCCUCGAAAUUAUCUCAACGAAGAAAAGAAUUAGAAGUAGUACGAGAAUGUUUGGAAGACGAGAAUAAAUCGCUGCGAGAAGAAUUAAACGAAAAAGUGGAGACAACGUACAAUUUGUGUAUAAAGUUUUUGCGAAUGAAAUACGCUAAGGAUUCGUUGAGGGAGAAAUUUGAUCAAUUAUUGAAGGAGCAUCUAGGAGUAAUGUCGGAUAUGAUGGAGAAAUUAGACGAAGCGAGAGAAGAACUGAAUAUAAUCGUCUCCGAAAAAUUUCAAGAUCCUUUACCUUUGAGCAAAGCAAAAUUUUUGCAGGUGGUGCAACGAAACGCUCGACUAGUUCACGAAAAUGCGACACUCAAAGUGCAAAUACAGCAAUUGACGUUAAACAUUGAAAGAUUAAAUAACUGUAUGCAAAAAACGAAGUCAGUGAACGUAGACGCAAAAAUUAUUGCCAAACUAGCAGCGCAAAAUAAAAAAAGACGUAGCAAAGAAUUUACAAAAUGGCUACCGUUUCAUUUAUAUGAAAACGAAGUCGACAAAACUUUGUCACUUACUAAGUCGUCGAAUACUGAAAAUCCCGUUGAUUACUCUGGAGAUGGGAAAUUAGUGUCGAAAUUUCGAUCGAACAAUAUAAAAAAGUACGCGACUGCUGCGGUACAAGAAAUUCAAACUGAAGAAACACGGAAAUUGCGAACGGAACGUGCGCGCAGCGCACCAGAAAUUCGACUAGCGAAAGCACAACCAAGCUCAUCGGCGAAUAUUUAG